Messenger RNA from Lucilia sericata (common green bottle fly), 3014 nucleotides. RefSeq names its product scavenger receptor class B member 1 (gene emp). Bases 501 to 2060 code for a protein of 519 amino acids. Gene Ontology annotation, cellular component: membrane; cytoplasm. The record is from RefSeq and is a predicted model, not a curated record. Lineage: Eukaryota; Metazoa; Arthropoda; Insecta; Diptera; Calliphoridae. Gene Ontology annotation, molecular function: scavenger receptor activity. The transcript is spliced from 8 exons.
UUACUCGUAAAAAGCGAAGCAACGACGAUACUUGGCUCUAAAAUACAAAAUUUCUUGUCUUCAGUUUUUCAUAGUCGUUGCUAGCGUGAAUAACUGCAAUUUGAAAAUUUUGUAGAAGAAAACUAAACAAAAUUACAUAGAAAAUUAAAAAAAAAUAUAUAUACAAAAACAAAAGUGCGCUUAAAACGAAACUAUUAAAAGAAAAACAAAAAAUAUACAUAUAAUAGACUUAAGAGAGUGAAAUUACGGGUUUUUAUUUCUAUGGCAAGAAAAUUUUGAAAAAAAAUAUAAAAUUAGUUUGAUCAUUGUUGUUGCUUUAACGAGAAAAAAAAGCUGUGAAAAAUAAAUUAAAGAAAAUUUACACAUAAAAUAUCUAAUAAAUAAAUUUAAACGAAAAAAAAAAAUUAAGCAACAUUUAAGAUAAAUCAAAUCCAGGAAAAAUAUUGGAAAUAAAAAACAAAUUCAAUUAAGUAAAACCUUUGUAACUGUAUGAAAUUACUAUGAAUGGUCAAAAGCACAAACUUUGUACAAAAUUAUCCAGUACAUAUCUGAGAAAAUGGUGGUUCACAAUAGGAGUUUCCGUGUGUCUGCUGAUCUUGGGCAUACUGGUGGCCUGUCAAUUUUACGCUUUAAUUAAUGUGAUCAUAAAUUCUCAGGUGGCCUUAAAGCCGGGUGGACAAACAUAUGGCUGGUGGUCGAAACCACCAGUAGAACCAAAAAUUUCCGUUUAUGUAUAUAAUGUCACAAAUGCCAAUGAGUUUUUAAGUAAUGGCUCUAAGCCUAUUGUGGAUGAAGUGGGUCCCUAUGUGUAUACAGAAUCUUGGGAAAAAGUUAAUAUUGUACAAAAUGAUAAUGGCACCUUGAGUUAUAAUCUCAAGAAAAUUUAUAUCUUCCGUGAAGAAUUAUCUGCCGGUUCCGAUGAUGAUGUGGUUAUUGUACCUAAUAUACCCAUGUUGAGUGCCACUUCACAAAGUAAACAUGCUGCCAGAUUUUUACGUUUGGCCAUGGCUAGUAUUAUGGAUAUUUUGAAAAUUAAGCCUUUUGUACAAGUGUCGGUGGGUCAGCUAUUGUGGGGCUAUGAAGAUCCUCUUUUAAAAUUGGCCAAAGAUGUUGUACCCAAAGAACAGAAACUGCCCUAUGAAGAGUUUGGUUUGAUGUAUGGCAAAAAUGGCACAUCAACAGAUCGUGUUACUAUCUUUAGUGGCGUCGAUGACGUCACCAAAUUCGGUAUUAUUGACAAGUACAAUGGUCGUUCACAUCUACCUCAUUGGUUAUCGGAUGAAUGUAAUGUUUUAAAUGGCACUGACGGCUCCAUCUUCCCACCUCACAUCCAAGAAGAUCGCAUUCUACACAUUUACGACAAAGACUUGUGUCGUCUUUUACCGCUAGUCUAUGAGAAAACUGUUGAGACUAAGGCCGGUGUUAAGGGUUUCCGUUUUACACCACCCACCAAUGUGUUCGCUGAUGUUGAAUCAAAUCCCGAUAAUAUGUGUUUCUGUCCUGCCGGUCAGCCUUCCUGUGCACCAAAUGGUUUAUUCAAUGUUUCGUUGUGUCAAUAUGAUUCUCCUAUUAUGUUAAGUUUCCCCCAUUUCUAUUUGGCCGAUGAUAGUUUGCGUACCGCUGUUGAUGGCAUUUCACCACCAGAAAAGGAGAAACAUCAACUUUUUAUUGAUGUACAACCUGAUAUGGGUACCACCCUAAGAGCACGUGCUCGCGUACAAAUUAACUUGGCCGUCAGUCAAGUGUUCGAUAUUAAACAAGUGGCCAAUUUCCCCGAUAUCAUUUUCCCCAUAUUGUGGUUUGAAGAAGGUAUUGACAGUCUGCCCGAUGAAAUCACCGACCUAAUGAACUUUGCCGCUACAGUACCUCCCAAAAUACGUGUUAUUUUGAUAAUAGUAUUCUUUGCACUCGGCGCUUUACUCCUUCUAAUAUCGGUAUUUUGUUUAAUACGUAACUCUCACAGACAAAGUACUUUGCAUUUAGAGGGUUCCAAUUAUUUGGCCACCGCACAAAUCGAUAUGCAGAAAAAGAAGGCGAAGGAACAAAAACAAAAAUAUUAGAGAAAAAAAAACAUAUCAUCAUUACAUUUCCCAAACUUCCCUACAGCCUCCUCCUUCAUACGAUCACUCUCUUUUCUAUUGCUAUGUAAAAAUAAGUUAGGUCUACUAUAUACAUAUAUACUAUAUUUGUAUACAAUUUAUUAAAAAGAAAGCAAAGUACUUAUUAUUAUAACUGCUUCUGUAUAAAUUUAAAAAAAGUAAAACGAAAAAGAGUCAAAGUUUAUGCGAAUUAAUAUUUUAGGGUUAUGGCAAGUGAAAUACGCAAAACUCUAUUACAAAUAUUUUAAAAUUUUUAAAGUGGGUGGCAUAUGUUUUUUUAUAAAUAUAUUUAUAGUUUGUUAAGUUUUCUUUCAAACUUUACAGUUUGAUUCCCCCUACAUUUCCCCCUCCCCUAGAUCCCUUCAUGUGUUUUUCACACCCUGUACUUAUAAAAUAUCAUCAUGUUUAUUAUGUCAAUUAAAAGAAAAGAGGAGGAAACAAGAAUUGUAUAAUUCUGCUUUUCUUUAAACCAACAGUUCACUGUGAUCCGUAACGAGCACAAAAUAAAGACAUUUUUAAGAUCAAAAAAACUAUAAUUUUAUUAUUUUAAUUAACGAUUAAAACGACUUGGCGUCACAAAUUGUAUAAAAAAAAAACUCCAUACAUUCAUUUAUAAAUAUUUUAUUUUUUAUAUAAAAUUUCUUUAAACUGUUGUUUAUUAAUUAUUAUUAUAUAUUUUUUUAGUUAAUAAGUAGAACUAGUAAAUAGCAUAUUUUUUUGUUUGUUUUGGGCUUAAUAUUUUAUUUACAAAAGAAAAUAAAUUCUACAUUAUUUUUAUUUUAAUUUAAGGUUUAAGGUCAGAAGAGUCACAAUAUAUAUAUAAAAAAACAUAAAAUUUUUUAUACAAAAUAUUUAAAAUAAAAGUCGAAACAUCAUAAACAAAACUGAACAAAUAAACAUUUUUUUUAAACUUAA